Messenger RNA from Ogataea polymorpha, 2158 nucleotides. RefSeq lists its product as uncharacterized. Gene Ontology annotation, molecular function: Rab geranylgeranyltransferase activity. The record is from RefSeq and is a predicted model, not a curated record. Gene Ontology annotation, biological process: protein geranylgeranylation. The coding region runs from base 1 to 1005 and encodes 334 amino acids. NCBI's taxonomy places the organism in Eukaryota, Fungi, Ascomycota, Pichiomycetes, Pichiales, Pichiaceae. The transcript has 2 exons. Gene Ontology annotation, cellular component: Rab-protein geranylgeranyltransferase complex; cytoplasm.
AUGGUAAUGAAACGAACAAGGCUUACUAAGGACACGCGCUUGCAAAAGAUCAAGAAAGACGCGGUGCGGAUCACAAGGUACCGUUCUCUCACUGACCGUGUGCUUGCUAAUAAGCAGAAUCAUGUUUACAAUGAGAAAACGCUAGCCCAGACAGAACAGCUGCUGGAUAUUAAUCCUGAAUUAUACACUAUAUGGAAUUAUAGGAGAGAUAUUCUAUUAGAGCGGUUUAAAACAUGCGAUUCGGAUGCAAUUCACGACAUUAUGAAGAACGAGCUGGCGUUGAGUGUUGAGUAUUUGAGACGGUUUCCCAAAUGCUACUGGAUUUGGAACCACCGCAAAUGGUGUUUGGAGUACGACUGUCUGACCAAUUGGGACGCCGAGAUGGCGAUGAUUGACACUUUUUUAAAAGCAGACUCACGGAAUUACCACGUGUGGCAAUAUCGACGGUACGUGGUGGACCGCAUGAAACUGGGGCAAACGAGCCAAGAGCAACUGGACACAGAUCUGCAAGAAUUCAAUUACACAACAAAAAUGAUCAACAGAGAUAUCUCCAACUAUUCUGCGCUGCACAACCGGUCGCGGCUGGUGAAGAUGCUAUUCGAAAACUCCCCUGAGUCAGCAACAGUGUUCCAUACGAAAAAUAAAUAUGAGUUCCUUGUCCAGGAGUUCCAGAUGAUGAAAACCGCAUUCUAUACUGAUCCUGACGACUCCUCUGUGUGGAUAUAUCUCAAAUGGCUGCUUGGUGACUACUUUAUUGAUAGCAUCAGCAAGGAACAGGCCCGUCAGGUAGUGGAGACUGCAAUUGCCGACAUUAACGAAUUGAACGAGCUCGAGCUCGAGGACAACGGUGUGGACAACCAGUGGUGUUUGAAAACGCUCGUUUUUCUUGAACAGCAGCUCAGAAAAGUCACCGGCGUGACAACGGGGCAGAAAAAUGCUAUUCUAAAAAAACUCAUCGAGCAAGACCCCAUGCGAAUAAAAAGAUACGAAAAUUGCAUGGAUUGAUUAUUUGUCAAAAGGUCUUUCUGGCCUAUGUUUGCGGUUCGGGUUGUAGGUGUGCUGAUAAUUCUUUUUAAAGGUUUUUCGCGGCGCAGCACGGUUAUUAGAUUGGUACGAAGAGUUCGGAUGCGGACGUGGAGAGGGAUUAUUUGGCACUCCAUGGGCAGGUGGCGCCCUGUAAUUCUUCCCCGUGGGCUGUGUCGGUGCCUGUCUGAGCGCCGCAGCCUUUUGCUGAAUGUACCUCUCCUUUUCGCUCGCGUACUGGCUCACUUCGUCCAGAUACUUUUUCUUGCUGUACAGAAAUCUGACCGAGCCUGUCUUGCCCACGUCGUAGUCGCGCAGUUUGAAGAAAAGAUCUUCAUCCAGGUUCCGGGGCGGUUGCAAGCCAUUGGGUCUGUCGUCCUGGUGCAAGCUGAUUUUGAUGUUGAGAAUAACGUCAUUUAUGAUAUGUUUGCUGUCAGUUCUCAAUUUCAGCUGUUCCAGCGCGUCUCUCAUGAACGACGUCUCGUAACUGUCGAGAUAGUAUUCCAAAAAUUCAUUAACUGCAUUGUUGACCUCGUCCUUACGCGCAUGGACAGCAACCUCGCGCUCAUUGAGCAAACGCUCAACUUUUCUUUCCAUAUUUAGUUCGUUCCAGACAAGCAAGCUGGUGCGCAAUACGACGAUUGCGUUAAAGUUCGAGGGCCAUUGCAGCGGCAAUUCCGUCGCGUACAAGUCAUUCAGCAUCGACCAGCUCAGAAAACAGACCUCUCUGGGGAUUCUGAAGUAUUUGGCGUACUUGAUGAGGAGCUCCUCGAUCAGGAAAUAACGGAAAUCGAAAGCCCCAAAUUCCAUAAACUUUUUCUCCAAGCUCAGAAGUCGUUUUCGGUGUUCGUCUUGCUCCUGAGGCGUAGCCACGAUGCCACGUAAUUUGUAUGCCUCGGAGAUAACCAGGGAGAGUUUCUUGAUGUAGUCGUUUUGUUUGAGCGAAAUGAAAAGCGAGGUUAUGCCGACGUCGUAGUGUGCACUGCCAUACUUGGCAAAGCUGUUAAACAUGUAGAACCGCUGGUAGUAAUAGAAACAGCCCUGCAGAAUUUUAGUGGGGAAUUGGAGCACCUUGAUCAGUUUGCAUAGAAACUGGAAAACCUCUCUUUUCUUGACUUUGUAAGCUCUGGCCAGG